GUCUCCUCCCCCUUUUUCUCCAGUUGUGUGUUUGUAAUACACCAAUCGCAUAGGCCUCCACUACUGGAUACCGUUAGUUCAUUACACAGCUGAAGCCAUGUCCACCACCGAAGUUAAGCCAGUUGGGCGUACGAUUUUAGCCUCGACUAUAGCGAAGACGUAUAUCAGCGAAGUUGAAGAUGGCGUCCGUAAGCUCGGUAGAUCGCCAAAGCUGGUUGGCUUUCUUGCCAAUGCUGAUCCAGCUGCGAAGAUGUAUGCUGAAUGGACAGGGAAGACGUCAGAGUCGCUCGGGUUCACGUAUGAGCUGAGGGUCGUUGACAAGGAUGAUUUGGAAGAGUCCAUCAUCGACGCCAAUGAGGAUGAUUCUGUUGAUGGUAUAAUGGUGUAUUUCCCAGUGUUUGGCAACAGACAAGACCAAUACCUACAACAAGUUGUCUCGCUGGAGAAAGACGUCGAGGGACUGAACCAUAAAUACAUCCAGAACAUGUACCAUAACAUCAGAUUCCUCGAUGAGGAAGAACAACAGAAGUCUAUUCUUCCCUGUACACCAUUGGCCCUUGUCAAGAUUUUGGAAUAUUUGGGUGUCUAUAACACACUGCUGGACUACGGUAACAGAAUGUACGGUAAGCAAGUUGUCAUUGUGAAUAGAUCUGAAAUUGUUGGCCGUCCCCUUGCAGCUUUAUUGGCAAAUGACGGUGCUACCGUAUAUUCUGUUGAUCUUGACGGCAUCCAGAGAUUCACGAGAGGCGCAGGGCUUCAUCUGAAGAGACAUAAAGUCGAAGACGUUGACUUGACUUUGGAAGACGUUGCAAAGAAUGCCGACGUCAUCGUCACCGGUGUUCCAUCUCCAAACUACAAAUUCCCAAAGGAGUUGGUUAAGGAUGGCGCCGUCUGUGUAAACUUCUCCUCUGAGAAGAACUUCAACCCAGACGUCAAGGAAAAGGCCUCAUUGUACGUUCCAAUGACUGGUAAAGUCACCAUCGCAAUGCUAUUGAGAAACUUGUUGAGAUUGAUCGAUAACAAGGUUGCAAACAAGUCAAAAUGA
Molecule: messenger RNA, 1045 nt
Organism: Williopsis jadinii
Lineage: Eukaryota; Fungi; Ascomycota; Saccharomycetes; Phaffomycetales; Wickerhamomycetaceae
Gene: MTD1
Product: methylenetetrahydrofolate dehydrogenase (NAD(+))
Exons: 1
Coding region: 98-1045 (315 amino acids)
Biological process (GO): purine nucleobase biosynthetic process
Cellular component (GO): cytosol
Molecular function (GO): methylenetetrahydrofolate dehydrogenase (NAD+) activity; methylenetetrahydrofolate dehydrogenase (NADP+) activity
Source: RefSeq, a predicted model, not a curated record